GAUUAAGAAAUGCCGCGUCAACCCAUUUAAUUUAGCGCCGCUAGUCGGCGUGGGCGGUUAGAGAUUGAUGGAUCCGGUGCCCCCCGUCCUCAAUGCAUGCAUAAAUCGAACAGACCGAUUGAUCAUGGUCAGCUUCACGAUCAAGGGGCUGGCUGGCUGUCAGUGUAUAUAAGGGUCUUUUCAUCGCCUUUACACAGCUUCUUUUGUUCCUCGCCUAAGCCAACUGUUCAUUCCUUCUCUUUGUUCACUCGCAUACCUCAAGUUUGUUCUGUAGAUCAGAACUGUCAGUCCUUCAUUUACUCUGUUGAUCAGAUAACCAACUCGCGCAACCAUGCCUUCCGUUCAGCCUUUGAUCUGCCUCGCAACCCUGGCCGGCGCCGCUCUGGUGUCGGCUGCCCCUGCUCCUUCUCGUGCCUCCGAGUUCGCCAAGCGCUCCACCUGCACCUUCACUGAUGCUGCCACGGCCUCGGAGAGCAAGAAGUCUUGCUCUAGCAUCGUUCUCAAGGAUAUCACCGUCCCUGCCGGUGAGACCCUGAACCUGAAGGACCUCGAGGAUGGCACCACCGUCACCUUCGAGGGAACCACCACCUGGGAGUACGAGGAGUGGUCCGGACCCCUCCUUUACAUCUCCGGCAAGGACAUCACCGUCACCCAGGAGUCCGGCGCUGUUCUCAACGGCAACGGUGCCAAGUGGUGGGAUGGUAAGGGUACCAACGGCGGCAAGACCAAGCCCAAGUUCUUCUACGCCCACGAUCUCGAUGACUCCAAGAUCUCCGGUCUCAAGAUCAAGAACACCCCCGUCCAGGCCAUUUCCGUUGAAUCUGACAACCUCAUAAUUGAGGACGUUACCAUUGACAACAGCGAUGGUGACUCCGAGGGUGGCCACAACACUGACGGCUUCGACAUCAGUGAGAGUACCUACAUCACCAUCACCGGUGCCACUGUGAAGAACCAGGACGACUGUGUCGCCAUCAACUCGGGUGAGAACAUCUACUUCUCCGGCGGUACCUGCUCCGGUGGUCACGGUCUGUCCAUCGGCUCCGUCGGUGGCCGUGAUGACAACACCGUCAAGAACGUUACCUUCAUCGACUCCACCGUCUCUGACUCUGAGAACGGUGUCCGCAUCAAGACCGUCUACGACGCCACCGGUUCCGUUGAGGACAUCACCUUCUCCAACAUCCAGAUCUCCGGUAUCUCUGACUACGGUAUCGUCAUCGAGCAGGACUACGAGAACGGUGACCCCACUGGUACUCCCUCCAACGGUAUCACCAUCUCCGACGUCAAGCUCGAGGAAGUCACUGGCUCCGUUGACUCCGACGCUGUUGAGAUCUACAUCCUCUGCGGUGACGGCAGCUGCACUGACUGGACCAUGUCCGGCGUUGACAUCACGGGCGGUAAGACCAGCAGCAAGUGCGAGAACGUCCCCUCCGGUGCUUCUUGCAGCGAGUAAGCGGUAUCUCAAGAUAUGGAAGGAGUGAAGCGUUGUUGCUCACUCAACACCCAACUAAUUGUUAAUAUUCUUCUUGGCCUAUUUGACAGUCAUGUAUUA
Aspergillus sclerotioniger CBS 115572 is the source of this 1549-nucleotide messenger RNA. Its product is annotated as glycoside hydrolase family 28 protein. The transcript has 3 exons. The coding region runs from base 332 to 1450 and encodes 372 amino acids. The record is from RefSeq and is a predicted model, not a curated record. Gene Ontology annotation, molecular function: polygalacturonase activity. Gene Ontology annotation, biological process: pectin catabolic process. Lineage: Eukaryota; Fungi; Ascomycota; Eurotiomycetes; Eurotiales; Aspergillaceae. Gene Ontology annotation, cellular component: extracellular region.